UUCAAAAAGUAUUCAUUGGUUUAUCAGAAAAUAGGUCAUGUCAUUGUGAAUAAGUCUUAAAGACUGCAGAUAGAAUGGAAGAGAAUCAUUUUUAUUGGUUGAAAUUCUGGAAUUAUUAGUUGUAGCAAACUACAUGUAAACAUUAAUUUCCGCUGUUAAAAUGUCUGGAUCUUUUCAAGAAUUUGCUAUUUCAUGUCAGGGAUGUCCGGAACAAAAUCCUAUCAAAGGAAGAUGUUUAACAUGUAAUUUGUUUAUGUGUAUGAAUUGUUGUAUGCUACAUCAAGUGAACGAAUUGAACUUGUACAAUCAGCACAAAAUUGUGGAUAUCGAGAUAACCGGUUCAACUGACCAAAGGUAUGAUAGUAUUGUUAACUGUGAACUCCACCGACAGCGCGGCUGUGGUUUUUGCAAGCAGUGCGAAGACGUCGUGUGCACAAUGUGCGUUUCGCAACCCCAUAGGGACCAUCACAUAAUUGAUAUGGAUUCCGGUUGCACAUUUUCUCUUUACAAAUUAAAAGCUCGAAGUUCUAAAUAUCAAGAGAUUAUUGUCGACAUGUUCAGACACCAAAAUACAUUAGGAACAAUGAAGCAAAGUGGUUAUUCCAAACUUGAAAUGGAAGUGCAGAAUAUUCAAAAACAAGGAAAGACUUUAAAAGAUGCAAUUGACGCACACACAAAAAAGUUGUUACUCGAACUUGGUAAGAAAUGGGAGGCAAUGAAAAAUGACAUUGAAGAAGAAGAGAAAAAGACAAACAAAUACGGAAUCGAAUUGGAAGCAAGGAACAACAAUCUCACAAAUAUUGUCGAUUCUAAAAAUAAAAGCGCCGUGUUUGAAGCUGCGAGAGCAGAAAUGAGUUUUGACGUAAGGAUAGACCUUCAGACGGAGUUUGAUUCUUUACCGGAAUUCAAUCCAGGAAAAAUAACAGAGUGCGGUAUAGAAUCACUUUAUGGCAUUGUAAAAUAUGUUGAAGAACAAAACAUUCCUACCAGCAUCUCGUUGAGUGUGUUGGAAAGUUAUAAAACGAAAUUUCCAUCCAUUGAUAACAUUGCCUGUUGUCCUGAUGGAUCUUUUCUUAUCAACGCAGAAAAAAGCUAUGAUUACGAAGGAGAACUCCAUCAUGUGAAACUUUUCAAUGGAUCACUCGAGAAAAUACACGAAUUCGUUGUUAACUUUAAAAGUAUGGCACUGCUGCCGUCCGGAGAUCUUUUAUUAUCUACUCAAGACACUGUUCUUCAGACACUUUCUGCCGAAAAUAAAUUAGAAGAAUCUAAGUACAGCGUUGCUUCCAUUGAAAACAACCGCUGCACUGCAUAUCACCAGCGAUGGCAAAAUUAUCGUUGGUGCCACCGAAGAUUAUUUGUAUACAGGGGAAAGAAAUAUAAUUGUGAUGAACUUGAACGGACAACACAUAAAAACGUAUAGCGUAGAUAACAACAAGAAACCACUGUUCGAGACCGGCUCCAUACCAUUCAAAGUUACUUCAGACAAGUCAAGAAAUAUUUACGUGAUUGACAAGCAGGAGUAUAGUAUAGGUAAUGGAAGGCUUGUCAUUUUGAGUGGUAACGAUAGUGACGAGGUUAAAUGCAUUUAUAAAGGUUCGGAAUCGUCAGGCCGUAGAACCUUUGACCCGACUGACUUAGUCGUCACGGAAUCUAAUCGAGUAAUUGUAUGUGAUGCCGCUAGCUUUACGUUACACAUUCUUAAUACUUCCGGGCGAUGUUUAGCAACUCAAAGUUUGUUCAAAUUGGAUAUCAAACGCAUACCAAGAUGUCUUGCCAUCGACCAUCGCGGAUUUGUUUUAUUAGGAUGCAGGGGCGGUUUGAAUAAAAAGAAUGCGAAACUCCAUGUUAUUAAAAUAUUCACAAAGUGAAAUUCUAAAAGAAUGUACAUUUGUACAUAUUCUCAAAUGGAGGGAAUAUUCCACUUGAGUUUCUUGUAAUAAUUUAUUCAGAUGCACAUGAAGCGUUGUUUUGUCACAAUAAAAAAAUAAAAGUGU
Messenger RNA from Mytilus californianus (California mussel), 1997 nucleotides. Its product is annotated as E3 ubiquitin-protein ligase TRIM33-like. Gene Ontology annotation, molecular function: zinc ion binding. The coding region runs from base 161 to 1423 and encodes 420 amino acids. The transcript has a single exon. Lineage: Eukaryota; Metazoa; Mollusca; Bivalvia; Mytilida; Mytilidae. The record is from RefSeq and is a predicted model, not a curated record.